CUGCCAUCCAUCGCCUUGUUCUUUUCGUCUCGUUGAUCUGCUUCAUCCGGAGUUUAUACAAGGUUAAUCUCAUACACAAAACAGUUGCCCAUCAUGAGCAGCGCAGGCUACGACAGACACAUUACCAUCUUCUCGGACCAGGGUCGUCUCUACCAAGUCGAAUAUGCAUUCAAGGCCAUCACCGCAGCAAACAUCACCUCAGUCGGCGUCCGCGGCAAGGACUGUGCAGUAGUCAUCUCGCAAAAGAAGGUCCCCGACAAGCUCAUCGACCCCUCAUCCGUCUCGUACAUCCACAGAUUGUCGCCUUCGGUUGGGUGUGUCAUGACUGGUUCCAUCGCAGAUGCAAGAGCUUCGGUCAUGAGAGCGCGCGGAGAGGCCGCUGAGUUCAGAUACAAGAACGGCUAUGAGAUGCCUUGUGAUGUCCUGGCCAAGCGUCUCGCAAACAUCUCCCAAGUCUACACGCAAAGAGCAUACAUGAGACCCCUGGGUGUUGCCACGACGCUUAUCUCUGUCGACUCUGAGUUUGGCCCCCAGCUCUACAAGUGCGAUCCUGCAGGUUACUUUGUCGGCUACAAGGCCACCGCUUCUGGCCCCAAGGCGCAAGAGGCCAUGAACCACCUCGAGAAGAAGCUGCGAAACAAGAACUGUGCUGAGGGCAACUGGGAGGAGGUCGUUGAGCUCGCCAUCACCACUCUCAGCACAGUGCUGAGUGUUGACUUCAAGAAGGGUGAGAUUGAGAUUGGCAUCGUUGGCGGUCCCCGUCCCGAUGGCAAGGAGGGCACCACAACCGACUUCUCCACCCUGACCGAAGAGCAAAUCGACGAGCGCUUGAACUCGAUUGCUGAGAAGGACUGAACUUAACGACCUCCCACCUUCACGACGUCAUUUAAUUCAUCACAUGCCAUACCAUCGCCUUCGCCGACUCGCUUGCACACUUUGACUGCACAGCCAGCAGCGUAUUUUUGGUCCACCCAGCCCGGUAUGCAAGCAGCAGCCGGAAGCGUCAUCUUAUGAAUCAAGCUGUGUUAUUACCCUCCCGUAUCAAACCAUGAUUUCUUCUUCGUUUCGCUAAGUCCGUCGUGGAGCCCUGUUUUUGACACAAGUGCCGGCGCCGCCGGCAGCUCGAUGGUAGCUCUGACCGUGGCGCUCUCCACCCCCGCAAUACCACUGAAACGCCUUU
Aureobasidium pullulans EXF-150 is the source of this 1180-nucleotide messenger RNA. RefSeq names its product proteasome core particle subunit alpha 1. The transcript is spliced from 4 exons. The record is from RefSeq and is a predicted model, not a curated record. The coding region runs from base 94 to 855 and encodes 253 amino acids. Gene Ontology annotation, biological process: ubiquitin-dependent protein catabolic process. Gene Ontology annotation, cellular component: proteasome core complex, alpha-subunit complex; nucleus; cytosol. NCBI's taxonomy places the organism in Eukaryota, Fungi, Ascomycota, Dothideomycetes, Dothideales, Saccotheciaceae.